This is a messenger RNA of Rana temporaria (common frog), 1935 nucleotides long. RefSeq lists its product as uncharacterized. The record is from RefSeq and is a predicted model, not a curated record. The coding region runs from base 68 to 1918 and encodes 616 amino acids. NCBI's taxonomy places the organism in Eukaryota, Metazoa, Chordata, Amphibia, Anura, Ranidae. The transcript has 21 exons.
CCUUGUGCAGUGUGUUCAUACACUGACCCUGGGAAUCUGGUCACUUUUGUUGCUGGCAUACUAUACCAUGGGGACCCUCAUACUCUACAUUUUCUCAAUCUGCCUCUUCCAUGCCACCUUGGGAAGUCCCGUAAACUGCAGCACAGAGAUAAGAGGGAUACGGCCAGAUGUCAAAAGGCUAAAUGGUCUGUGGAACCUGAAGGCAGUCAUGGGUAUGUUCGACCCACCUAAACGAACGUGUUCCUACUCAAACAUAAGAGUAUCCGAGAACAAAGCUAGUUUAUGGGGAUUCUUCAGUCCCAUGGCAAGGUUUGAUGGUGGAAUUGUUGGAUCAACAAGAAUUCACUCUAAAGAAGGAAGCCUGGCCUACAGCUAUGAACUCAUCAAAGGAAUUACUGGUAUUAUGACAUUUACCCAGACUCAGCCAGACAGUAUGAUCCUACAACUGAGAAAAAAUAACAGGGUGGAAGUAUCUGCUUUAUUUACAAAAGGGACUUUUCUUUCCGAAGCUGAGCUGGAAGAAUUUAAACAGUGGGGGGAGUGCAAUGGACUUCAGGGCUACAGAGAGCUCAACAUCAGUAUCAACUAUGCACAGAAAUGUUUUGGUAGGUUUCACAUGUCUAAGCAGUUGGAUGAGAUAAAGGACAAUGUUACUUCCUGGAAUCUUAUAGCUAAAUCUUCAAGCAACUUUGAUCGAAAUUAUGAGCUCAGAAUCCUCUAUAGAGCGAGGCUGGAGAUCUCAAAAAAGGGAGAAGAAUAUACAUUGCGGGAGAUCAUUACAGCGCCAACUGACAACACCCUACUGGAGCUGCCGUUUACCAACAGAGAAGGCCCAGAUGGAUAUAAGGUCCAAGCCUUCCAGACUGGGGAAGAUUUGCUGUUGCUCGGAGUCCUGACAGAAGUGGGAAACACCUUGUACUUAGCAUCAAGGAACACUACAGCAAAGCAGUCCGCCAUUAAUAGAUUUAAGACACAGGCUUUGUGCUUUGAAUCAAAAUAUCUUUACUUUAUACCGGGAGGCAUUGGUGAAGAUGAUGACGCUGAGAGCUGUGCUGAUAAGCUGGAGCAAAUGGUCCCCAUUAACUUCCGAGAGUCUGUAGGUAAAUGGAUAUUGACAGUUUCAGCGUAUGAGAAGGUAGAAACGGCUCUGUCUUAUAGCACAGCUCUCCAUGGCUUUACUGAAAUUAGUAUUGCCAAUAAUAAAGUGCACCUGUCUCACACCUCCAUCCACCCUGGAAUCCUCUACUUACUGGAGAAGAGUGACAUUGAGGUGGAUGAGAGUUCAGGACAUAUUUUAUACAAAGAUACUGCUGAAGGCAUCAGGUCCCUCAUCUACAGAGUGAGCCCCAACUGUAUCAUGUUCGUACCUGAUCUUCUCCCGGGCAAGCUGUACCUGAAUUGUCACCCAACCCAUAACUCAUUAUCAGAAGACAUCAAAAAAUUUGUAGAGUACGCAAACUGUCGCAAAUAUAACACUAUAGUAAUAAAGUUGCAUUCGUCUUUUUGCUCAGAUUUGCCUGAUGAAGUUACAGUUCUAGACGUGGACAAGAUCGCAGGGAGCUGGAAGCUGGCUGCCGUUGCCUCUAAUGUGCCCAAAUGGAAUGUGAACUUUCCAUCUGAAAUACAGUUUGUCAUCAAUGAUGGGGAGGUGGUCAUCACAGAUGGUAGCUGGAAGAGUAAGGCGGUGAAGAUACAGGAGAGACGGCUACAAUAUGCAAAAGGAGAUGAGAUCACGAUGGAGAUGAGAUUUUAUGAUCUUGUGGAAGAUUCCCUGCUGACCUGGGUUGGAAAUGCACAACAAGACAAAAUGUUUCUUGUCCUAUUUACUAAAUCUGGCCUUGUGAAACCUGAGGACGUUGAAAAGUUCAAACACUUUGCAGCCUGUCUGUCCAUCCCUGUAGCCUUCAUAAAGGAGUAGAGGACUCUACUGAAGUA